AUGUCGGUGGUGGUGGUGGUGGUGGUGGUGGUGCUGCUGCUGCUGCUGCUGCUGCUGCUGCAGGAACAUGAAGAGGUGGAGUUGCUGCCGUCGCUGCAGCAGCUGCUAGACAAGCGGUACGCAGCAGCAGCAACAGCAGCAAGGCAGCAGCAGCUGGAGACCAUUCACGCGGAGCUGCAGCAGCUCUCGCAAGGUGUUGAUGGGGAGACAUCCUCAGCUGCAACACCCCCGCAAACCCCUUCAGGGACGGAGAGCCCAGAGUCAGUUUCUACAGCAGACGCAGACAGCAGCAGAGAUGAAGCUGCAGAAACUCCUGCUGCUGCUGCUGCAGCAGCAGCAGCAGCAGCAGGAUCGCCUUGUGCUGCUGCUGCUCAAACGCCACAAGCAGACAGUGAAGGCGCCCCACAUACUAUCGCCAGCAGCAGCAGCAGCAGCAGCAGCAGCAGCAACACGAGCCCCAGAUCGCCCGCAGAGCCAAUAGCACGAACACCGGCAGCAGCAGAAGAAGAAGCAGCAGCAGAAGAAGCAGCAGCAACAGCAGCAACAGCAGCGACAGCAGCAGCAGCAGCAGCAGCAGAACACAAAGACGGCGAAUCUCCCUCAGGCUCUGUCAAGAGUAGUCAACCCCAAGAAGCAGAAAAACAACACAAGUCGCAGCAGCAGCAGCAGCAGCAGCAACAGCAGCAGCAACAGCAGCAGCAGCAGCAGCAAGAAGAGGAGGAGCAAGAGGAGCAACAGCAGCAGCAACAAGAGAGCCCGCAGCAACUGCAGCAAUGCGAAGCAUACGCAGACAACGCCGCAUACGAGCUGUACACCGCAGAGCAGCAGCAGCAGCAGCAGCAGCAGCAGCAGCAGCAGCAGCAGCAGCAGCAGCAGCAGCAAAGACGACGCCCUUCUGCCCUCCCCGCUGCAUUGCAGCAGGAAACAUUUUAUGCAUGCAGUAGCCGCAGCGAGAGCGGCAACAGCAGCAGCAGCAGCAGCAGCAGCAGCAGCUACUGCAGCUACUCUGAGCAGCACGUGUUAAUGGGAGAGAAGCCCUGGGUGCAGCAGCAGCAGGAGUUGCAGGCAUGGAAGCCCGCAGCAGCAGCAGCAGCAGCAGCAGCAGCAGCACCGCCAGCAGCAGCAGCAACAGCGACGAAAGCAGCACGAACUGCUGCGCUUGAGCAGCAGAAGCAACAGCAGCAGCUGCAGAUGCAGCAGCCCCUGCAUAAAGUGGGAAAGCAGCACAGGCAGCAGCAGCAGCAACAACAGCAGCAGCAACAACAUCAGCAACAGCUGAUGCUGCAGCAGGAACAGCAACAUCUGCUGCUUCAGCAGCAGCACCCCUGCGUGCUGCUCGGCGAGGAUCAGCUGCUAGAGGAGCAGCAGCUGCUGCUGCAGCACGAGCAGCUGCUGCAGCAAGAGCAGCAGCAGUUGCUGCUGGAGGAGAGGCAUCGACGCAGACUUCAUCCUCAUCGCCGGCAGCAGCAACAGCAGCAGCAGCAGCAGCAGCAGCGGCAGCAGCAGCAGCUGCUGCAGCAGCAGCAGCAGCAGCUGCUGCGAGGGGACCCGCAGCGGCUGCUGCAGCACCAACAGAUGGAACUGCAGCAGCAGCAACUGCUGCAAGACGAGGACCCCGAUGAACGCUAUUUGCUGUUACUGCAGCAGCAGCAGCAGCAGCAACAGCAGCAGCAGCUACAGCAGCAGCUACAGCAGCAGCAGCAGCAGCAACGCGUGCCGUAUGUACCCGAAGACAACACUUGGCUUGGGCAGCAGCACAGCUGCCAAAGGCGGCAGCUUCGAAGGGAGCAGCAGCAGUUGCUGCAGCAGCAACAGCAGCAGCAGCAGCAGCAGCAGCUGGAGCAGCAGCAGCUAGAGCAGCAAUGCUUCCAGCCGCAGCGCCACUGCCUGCAUAGCCGGCAGCAGCAGCAGCAUCAGCAGCAGCUGCAGCAGCAGUCGCUGCUGCAGCAGCAGCAAACAAUGCAGCUGUAUGGUAGACCCGGAACUCCCCUAGGCUGGGAGGAGCUGCAGCAGAUGGAGGAGCAGCAGCAGCAGCAGCAAGAAGAACUGCAGCAGCAGCAGCAGCUGAAGCAGCUGCAGCAGCAACAGAAAAUACAGCAGCAGCGGCAGCUGCAGCUGCAGGAAGAAGAAGAAGAGGUAAUGCGAGAGCAGCAGAGAGAGAUGCUGCUGCACCGCGAAGCAGCAGCAGCACAGCAGCAGUGGCAGGAGCACGGGGAGAGGCUGCUGCUGGAAGCAGCAGCAGCAGCAAAAAAGAGACGGGAGCAGCAGCAGCAGCAGCAACAGCUGCAGCAGCAGCAGCAGCAGCAGCAGCAGCAGCACGAAGAAGCGCUUCCUACGUGCAAUAUGCUGAUGCGCCGAGGAGAAGGCUUCCUAGGAUGGCGCCGACACCAGCAGCAGCUGCAGCAGCAGCAGCAGCAGCAGCUGCAGCAGCAGCAUCUGCUGCUACAGCACCAGCAAAUGCAGCAGCAGCAGCAGCAGCAGUUGCAGCACGAGCAGCAGCAGAAGCGCCACUACAGACACCGAAGCGAGCAGCAAAAGAGACGCAGGCAACCACAGCGGCAGCAGCAGCUUCGCUAG
This is a messenger RNA of Eimeria mitis, 2577 nucleotides long. RefSeq lists its product as uncharacterized. Bases 1 to 2577 code for a protein of 858 amino acids. The record is from RefSeq and is a predicted model, not a curated record. The transcript is spliced from 2 exons. NCBI's taxonomy places the organism in Eukaryota, Apicomplexa, Conoidasida, Eucoccidiorida, Eimeriidae.